Messenger RNA from Drosophila takahashii, 1614 nucleotides. The record is from RefSeq and is a predicted model, not a curated record. Lineage: Eukaryota; Metazoa; Arthropoda; Insecta; Diptera; Drosophilidae.
GCUUUGUGUGGAGCAUUAUCACACAGCUCGUUCAACGUUUCGGUCGACACAUUCUCAAGUCAAACUGAGGCACUCUACUCGUAAAACCAGAACAAAUUCAAAUUGUAAAUUUUAUCCUAUCCCCUCUUAAUAAGUUUUGCGUUCUCUUUCGACUAAAAAACCGUUAAAAUACCACAAAUAAACCGAGGGCCGGAGCGAGAAAGCAUUUUCUAACCUGCUUGCAAAGCAGCCAAGCACAAAACAACCAAGCAGACGCAGAAGAAAACCAGUGGUUCUCAUCUUGCUCACAAAGCAAAUAAGCAAAACAGCAAAGCAAGUUCUUUAGCUGCACGCAAAGCAAAGCAAGGUUGAACAAAAAAAUUUAAGUAUUCCUUAUUAGCAGCAUUUAAGCAGACUCUUUAUCUGACAACUGAAACAAGGCCUUCUACCUAAAAAGCAAAUAAGCAUAAAGCAAGAAAGCACAAAGCAAGGGAAAGCAAUAAGUUCAUAAGGAAAGCUGUGUGCUAACAAAGCAAGUUUACCAUCUAUAUCUAUGGGCAACAGAGUUCCUAACUUAAUUAUAAUCUCAUUUUAGUUAUUGAACAAAUGAAAUAAGGCAUUUCAUUUAAAAAGCAAGAUAGAACCAGAAAAAGCAGUGGUUUUUGAGAAAAGUGUGCUAGCAAAGCAAAUUUAUCAGCUAUAUAUGAAAUACUAAGUUCUUGAAUAGAAUCUCAGUAAAAAGCAAGUUGUGAGUUUAAAAGGAAAACUCUUUCAAGCUAUAACUCUGGUAGAUACUCAAACUAGAUAUCAGGAUGUCGGACAACUCGGCUGUGAGCACCGUGCUCAACGUCCUGCUCUGCGGAGCCACCGGCUUUGGGUUCUACAAGAUCGGUCCCAGCGACCAUCCGUAUGCCUUCACCGCCUGCGUGAUCGGCUUCUGCCAUGGACUCUUCGGGUUGGUGAGCAGCCUGAGCGGCGAUGAGAACGCCAAGAAGGUCGCGGACACGACCACCUCGAUCAUGGAGAUCAUCCCGCUGCCGCUGGUCAAUGUGGAUCUGUAUCUGGGCGCCGAGAGCAACAACAUUGCCCUGGGCCAUGGCCUCUUCAUCGUGCCGCUGGGCGUCAGCGUGAUCCUGAAUCUCUUCAAGGGCGAGGGCGGCGGCGGCGAUGAGAGCGGAGAGGGAGGUCCCCUGAACACCCUGAAGACGCUCACCGUUCUGGGCAACAUCACUUCGCUGCUCUACCUGUCGAUCAACGAGAGCAGCUGGAAUCUGGCCGGCAUGGCCUUCCUGGCCUUCAUGGCCCAGUUCGGGGCCAAGUUCUUCGAGGAGCAGGUCAGCGAGGGAAGCGCCGAGCCGGUGACCUACUUGAGUUGGUCCGGCUUCUACGUCCUCACCGCCUUGGCCGUCACGGGCGAGAAGUAGAUCGGAUGGGAUGUGCAGAGAUCCCGAGAUCCUGAAGUCGCCAUCUUUUCUUUUUCGAAACUUUUUAGACCCUCCACCUCUAACCCAAUCCAUUCGACCUUGGACGAGCAGAGUGAUGAAUAAAUUAUUGGGCUAAUGUUGCGGCCAUUCGUUAAUUUUGAACUCUUUUGGCUUCCAUAUUUGAGAAAUAUAUAUACAUUUUGGAGUGGCA